AUGACUAUGAAAUAUGGUGGGGGAUGUGCUUGCAAUCCUCCACCAUAUGUGUACGUUAUUUUAUAUUUAAUUAGACUCACGUAUUUUAGUUUACGAAUUUUCUAUAUUUCCUGCCUAAGUAUUAUGAAUUAUUCCACUGAAUCAUUAAAAGCGGUACUUUGCGAUCCAGAGAUAGUCCAAAUAAAUAGAUUGCCCGUUAGAGCUUAUUACUUACCAAAGGAGUGUCUUACUCUUAAUGGUCGUUGGAAUUUCCACUAUGCUGAAAGUCCCGAACUUUCGCCAUUACCCUAUGAUGGAGACUUUAAAUUCACUGAGAGAAUUACUGUUCCAGGCCAUUGGCAACUUAAUGGAUACGGGAAACCAAAUUACACUAACGUUCAAUACCCAUUCGCUGUAGAUCCUCCAAACCCACCUACGCACAACCCAACUGGUACAUACUAUAGAGAGUUUGUCGUACCGAGACAUUGGCACUCUGACGAAUUUAGAUUACGAUUCGAGGGUAUUGAUUGUUCUUAUCAUGUUUUUUUGAAUGAGAAUUUAGUUGGUUACAGCGAGGGAAGCAGAAAUCUGGCAGAAUUUGAUGUCAGCGGGCUAUUGAAUACAGAAGGAACUAACAGCCUCUGGGUAAGGGUGUAUCAAUGGGCAAGUUCUUCAUAUAUCGAGGAUCAGGACCAGUGGUGGCUUAGUGGCAUCUAUAGAGACGUUUAUCUUCUUGGCUUUGAUAAACUAGGUUAUAUUCUGGAUUUUGUUGUAAAAACAGACUUAGACGAAUCCUAUGUCAAUGCUAAACUUAUCCUUGACUUAGACGUACACACUCAUGGGGAUGCUCAACUCAAUAUGCUCUUGAGCGAUCAAGAAAAGAAUCAUGUCAUUGACGAAACUUUUUCUGAUGUUGAAAAGAACUUCAAGAAGACCUUUCAUAUCAAAGGGCCACAAAAGUGGACGGCAGAAACACCUUAUCUUUAUAAUUUGAGCUUAGCAAUUUAUGUUGAUGGUAGAGAAACAAACUUUUUGACACAAGAAAUUGGGUUUAGAAAAGUCGAAAUUAAAAGCUCAAAAAUAAUGGUGAAUGGUGUUGAAAUUUUAUUGAAAGGAGUAAAUAGACAUGAUCAUCAUCCGAGAUUUGGAAGGGCUGUACCACUAGAUUUUAUUGAACGUGAUUUACAGAUUAUGAAAGCCCAUAAUAUUAAUGCGAUUAGGACAUCACAUUACCCAAAUCAUCCGUUAUUUUAUGAACUUACGAAUAGAUAUGGUUUAUGGAUCAUGGAUGAGGCAGAUUUAGAGUGUCAUGGAUUUUUUGAGGCGGUUAGAAGACCCUUAGAUGGAUCUAAUGAUAUCGAAUACAAGGAAAACAAGCAGGAAUUGUAUCAAAUGGCAUCUAAAUUUUCUUCAGAUAAUCCGGCUUGGAGAACUGCUUAUUUGGAUAGAGCUGAACAGCUCGUGAAACGUGACAUAAACCAACCAUCUGUUAUUUUUUGGUCCCUUGGAAAUGAAUCAUUUUAUGGUAAAAACCUUAUUGAAAUGGCUCUUUUAAUUAGGAAACUAGACCCAACACGAUUGGUACAUUAUGAGUAUGACUUAAAAGGUGAAAUAACAGAUGUAUAUAGCAGAAUGUAUUUAAGCUUUGCGACUUUAAAAGAAUAUGCCGAACAAGAGCAGAAACCAGUUAUCCUUUGUGAGUUUGGACAUGCUAUGGGUAAUGGACCAGGACUGUUGAAAGAUUAUUUUGAUAUGUUUUAUAAGUACGACAGACUCCAAGGUGGAUUUAUCUGGGAAUGGUGCAACCAUGGCUUAGAAGGAUAUAUAGAUGACAAAUUUGCUUAUUGUUACGGAGGGGAUUUCGCUGAUAUCCCAAAUGAUGGAGAAUUUAUUAUGGAUGGGUUAGUAGACUCAACUCACGACCCAAGUCCAGGGUUGGUUGAAUAUAAGAAAGUGAUAGAGCCGUUUGCCUUUGAAUUUAGGAGCAAGAAAAUCUAUAUCACUAAUUUGUUUGAUUUUAGAUCAUCUAAAGACUUUCGUUUUCUCUUCAAGAUCACUGAAUAUACUGCUUACAGCUAUGAAGUCAUCAAAGAAGGUAUUUUAGAAGUUCCUUGUAUUUUUCCUAGAGAAGUAAUAAGUAUCGAUCAACCUGAAUUGUCAUCGAUGUGCAAUGUGAUUUUGUUAAUUGAAGUGAAGCCAAUGCUUGAACAACUCGGGAUACCCAAGAACACAUUAAUCGCUUGGGGACAAUACGAGUUAAAUAGAAGAACUGGACUUGCGAAACAUUGCAGUACCCUAGAGCCUUCCCAUUUUAACGUAAAGGAAUCUCAAAGAAAUAUUGUUGUCAAGCUGGAAUUAUCUUAUUUCGAAUUUUGUAAAAAGCGCGGACUGAUUGUGAGCUGGAAGAAUAAUGGGGAGGAAUACUUAAUUCCGGGUCAUAACAAUUUGACAUUUUGGAGAGCUAGUAUCAACAAUGAUGCUGAAGCGGAUGCAAUUCAUUGGAAAAAAUUUGGUUUGCAUAUGAUGCGUCUCAACGUAAAAUCUGUGCAGCUAGAGGAGUUUCCAGGAAAUGCAAUGAUUUGCAAAAUAACGGUCGAUUCUUUCAUCGCUCCCCCAUCGUUAGCCUGGGGCUUUAAAGCCAAGCAGAUUUAUGAAAUUUAUAGUGAUGGUUUAAAAGUUAGAACUGUAUUGAGCGCGAGUGCAUUUCACAGAUCUUUUUUACCCGAGAGUUUACCUCGACUCGGCUAUGAAUUCUCGAUCAAUGAAAUAGGUGACAGCGUAAGAUGGUUUGGUAGAGGUCCAGGUGAAAGCUAUGCUGAUAAAAAACUUUCUCAAAGGAUUGACGUGUUUGACGUUGACUUCAAGGAUUUGAACUACUCAUAUGAAUAUCCCCAAGAGAAUGGAAAUCAUGAGGAUACCGAAUGGCUAAUUUUAAAAGCAGAAUCUAAGAAGGAUCUUUUAAUCCAAGCAGACAAGAAAUUCGGAUUCAAACUUUCCGACGAAUACAACUUACAAAAAGCCAAACAUCCAUUUGAUGUACAGCACGGAACUAGGUAUAUCAGGUUAGAUUAUAGACAGCACGGUGUUGGAAGUGAAGCAUGUGGUCCUCCUUUACCAAAAAACUAUAGAUUUACUUUUGAAGAAAAAAUAAGUUUCGAUUUUGACUUCAUAGUUAUUUAG
Messenger RNA from Priceomyces carsonii, 3159 nucleotides. RefSeq lists its product as uncharacterized. Gene Ontology annotation, cellular component: beta-galactosidase complex. Gene Ontology annotation, molecular function: beta-galactosidase activity; carbohydrate binding. The record is from RefSeq and is a predicted model, not a curated record. The transcript has a single exon. Gene Ontology annotation, biological process: lactose catabolic process. Lineage: Eukaryota; Fungi; Ascomycota; Pichiomycetes; Serinales; Debaryomycetaceae. Bases 1 to 3159 code for a protein of 1052 amino acids.